ACCAACCAUUACAACUAGAAACACAUCUGUCUAUUUCUCAUAAAUAUAUUCAUAUACAUUUAGUCUCACUCUUUGUUUUCCCGGUGGAGUUUCUAACUGUUCUUCCACUUCCGUGUUUUCUUUUUUACGUUACUGUCGCUUUAAAUGACAGCUUCUAAUGCGCGGGAGUACAGUUUAUUACGGUGCCGUCUACACAUGUUAUACAUGUUGUUUUUCUGAUAAUUCCUUCACCCGCUAUAUAUUUUUACAGCGAUUUACAACAUGGACGAAGACGCCGCCCUGAGGUCAAAGGUCACGUCGACCCUCCUCCUCGGAGAGCCGCCCGUCAGCGUGGUAAACGACAACAAGUACAUCUCCCCGCCGACCGCCGGAGACGCGGACCACGACCGGCCCUCUCUCGACGCCGCCAUCCACGCCGCCCUGUCCGGCGGACCCAGAACGGUGGUGCUGCUCGGCCCCGAGGGGUCGGGCAAGACCACGGCUCUGGAGAAGCUGGUGGUGGGCUGGGCCCGAGGGGAGCACCUCCAGAACUUCUCCUUCGUGUUCCACCUCCGGUUCCGGGAGUUGAGUUCCCUCGACGGGACGCCGCUCUCCCUGGAGACGUUGAUGCGGCGCCACGGCGGCCGUCACCUCCCUCCGGAGGCCGUGCGUCAGGUCCUGCGGAACCCCGAGAGCGCCCUGUUUGUUUUCGACGAUCUGGAUCGGUGCGACCGCGGCUCGGACCCCUCCGCGGUCCCGCCGUGCUCCGACCCCGGACGGGCGGCGCCCGUGUCCGGCUUGGUGGCGGGCUUGUUCGGCGGGUCGCUGCUGAAAGGCGUCGCCGUCGCGGCGGCGACCCGGCCGACCGAGAGUCGGGAGUUCUUCCCGAGCGGCGCCCGCCGGGUGCAGGUGUCGGGGUUCCUGAAGCCGCAGAGAGAGGCCUACUUCCGCGGGUUCUUCCCCGACGACCCGGCCGCCGCCGCCGCGGCGAGCGCGCACAUGGAGAGCACGCUCGGCUUCUACGAGUUCUGCACCUCGCCCAGAUUCUGCUGGACGGUUUGCUCCGUCUACAAGUCCCUGAUGGACGCCGGCGCCGAACUUCCCGAGACGCUCUCGCAGCUGUACGCGGGCGUCCUGGUGCGCCUGACCCGGGCGCUCCGGCUGAACGAGGCCCGCGGCAGAGCGCUGGUCUCGGCCCUCGGCGAGAUGGCGUCCCGUUGCCUCGUCGGCUCGGACUCCAGUUGCGCCGAGGAGGAGAUGGAUUCUUUCGGCUUUCGACCGUUUCUUAAGGAGGCCGGCGCGUUCCUGCGAGUAGACGAUGACGGCGGCGACCGGUCAGACGGACGCCGCCGCGUCUUCUCCUUCCACUCCCGACCGAUACAGGAGUUCUUCUUGGCCGCGGCCUUUCUGUGGGACCCGUCGUCCGGCGGCGUGGAGGAGACGUUGGCGAAGCACGAAGGCCGCGCCGAGUUCCUCGACGUCUUCCUGUCGGGGCUCUCGCAGCCGCUUCGCCGCCGGCCGCUGGAGGCCGCGCUCGGGGCGCCGAACGCCGAGCGGGUCGCGGACUUCAACCGCUGGUUCAGAAGCGACUCGCGCGAGGCGCUGGCGGGAUGCCGCAAGGACCGACACCUCCGCUGCUUCCGGAUGCUUCUGGAAGCCGGAAACGAGAGUCUGGUGAAGGAGGUCGUCGACGCCGCGGCGCGGAUCGGCAUCAGCUACGGAGACGUGAGCCUCCGGGACUGCGCGGCCCUCGGCUACGUCGUCUCUCGGCUCGGCGGGGUGGAGCACUUGAAUCUUUACCGGACGGGUCACCUGACGGGGGCGCAGGCGGAGACGCUGGCGCCGGCCAUGCGCUUGUCGCGGGAGAUAAACUUGAACAGCAGCUCCUUGAGUUCUGCCGCCGCCACCCACCUGGCCUCGGCUCUCAGCGGCGGCGCCACCGAGGAGCUGGACCUCUCUCAAAGCGCCCUCGGAGACGACACGUUCAAAACCCUCUGCGCCGGACUCAGAAACUGCAAGCUGCGCACAUUAAAACUUCGAGCGUGCACGCUGACCGAGGCGAGCUGCGGGGCCCUGGCGUGCCUCGUGACCUCUGGCGCCCCCCAGCUGCGCGUGUUGGAAGUGGGGUUCAAUAAGAUCGGGGACCGGGGCUUCGUGGAGCUGUGCAGAGCGCUGCAGCGUCCUCUCUGCAGACUCCAGGAGCUCCAGCUGCACAACUGUGACUUGACCGCCGCCUCGGUGGAGGCUCUGUCGGCCGCCCUGUGUUCGGGACACUCUGAGUUGAGGAAAGUCGAUCUGACGAGAAACCUGAUUGGUGAGCGGGGAGUGGAGGCGCUGAGCAAGUCUCUGCAGCACCCGCUGUGCACACUGACGAGCCUCAAUUUAUUCGACUGCGAGUUGACGGGCGCCUGCUGUGCUCAUUUCUCGGAGGCCCUGAUGUCGUCCUGCUGCUCCCUGACCGAGCUGGACCUGUCGGUGAACGACCUGCGCCAGGAGGGGGCGCUGCUGCUCUGCCGAGCCCUCCGCCGACCCGGCUGUCCGAUCCAAAAGCUCAGCCUGCAGCGGUGCCAGUUGACGGCGCCGGUCUUCGAGGAGCUGAGCUCGGUGCUGAGGGGGGGCGCCUCCCGACUGACGUCCCUGAGCGUGGGUUUGAACGCCGUGGGGGACCGGGGGGUGAAACACCUCUGGGACGCCGUGGCGCAUCCCAGCUGUCUGCUGGAGGAGCUGGACGUCGAGAUGACCGGUCUGACGGACGCCGGCGUCCAGGACCUGUGCGGCGCCCUGAGGACCAGCAGCACCCUGAGGAGCCUGGAGCUGAGGAACAACGCCAUGACGGACGCCGCCGUCCCGGCCCUCGUCCGCGCCGCGCGGGACAGCGACAGCAUGCUGGAGAUGAACCUGAAGUACAACGACUUCAGCGAGGACGUCUUCGAGCUGAUGGACGAGUGCGAGAAGAUAAGAUACUGAAGAAGAAGAAGUUUUGGUCUCAGGCUGCUCACGUGCAGAGUUUAUUUCACGGGUUUAAAGAUGAAAUUUACAUAAAACAGAAGAAAAGAAAUAACAAUUAAAUCAUCAAAAUACUUAUUUGAAGUCCUCUUUUCGGGCAAAAAUGACAAAUUCGAAGUUUCCUUUUGCUUUUCUUGACAUCAAGUCAAAAAUAUAGUUUCAAUCGUUGGACAUUUUUUUUGUUAAUCUGAAGUUCGAAACUUUUCGCUUUAUUUUCCAGAUGAAAACCAGAAAUUAAAGGCAGAUUAACCGAUGAUUUAAAAUAAAAAUAAAUCCUUCACAAUUCA
Molecule: messenger RNA, 3272 nt
Organism: Pseudoliparis swirei
Lineage: Eukaryota; Metazoa; Chordata; Actinopteri; Perciformes; Liparidae
Product: NACHT, LRR and PYD domains-containing protein 12
Exons: 8
Coding region: 262-2946 (894 amino acids)
Cellular component (GO): cytoplasm
Molecular function (GO): protein binding
Source: RefSeq, a predicted model, not a curated record